Messenger RNA from Alternaria burnsii, 675 nucleotides. RefSeq lists its product as uncharacterized. The transcript has 2 exons. The annotation marks the transcript as partial. The record is from RefSeq and is a predicted model, not a curated record. NCBI's taxonomy places the organism in Eukaryota, Fungi, Ascomycota, Dothideomycetes, Pleosporales, Pleosporaceae.
GCGGGAGGCGCUUUGGGUGUCCCAAUAUUGAACGAAUUCCUGGAUUCAGCUUAUGAAGUGAGCGUUCUUAGUCGCAGAGAGUCUACUGCAACAUUGCGGGACGGUGUGAAGGUUUUCAAAGCAGACUACAAAGACUUUGCGGAGGUCAAGACGGCCCUGAUUACAGGCGGAUUCUUCGAAUGGGGUAGAGGAAACGGCUUUUUCGGCUUCGACCUUCCGAACAAGACUGCAACUUUGACCGAUGAUGGAGUUAGCGCCUGGGCCUCCACUACGAUGGGAACGAUCGCCGGAGCCAUUAAGGCCUCUCUUGAUCACGCUGACGAGACGAAGAAUCAGUACGUCUUUGUUUCGCCCUUCCACCACACUCAGCGCGAGAUACUUGACAUCAUCGAGAAGGCUGAUGGAAAGAAGUGGAAUGUUGUGCACGUUAGAUCCGAAGACCUCCUUGCCAACGGCAAGAGAAGAGUCCAAUCGGGUGAUUUUGCUGGCACCAUGGAUUUGACUAGAGGUAUCGCCAUGGGCAAGCUCGGAUUAGUCGAUCUGAGGCCUCAUGGGCUUUGGAACGAGAAGUCAGGGUUGCCUGAGGAAGACUUAGAGGCGGCUCUCAGAAAAAUAGUGUGGAGAAAGCUUUUGAAUUUGAAAAACACUGUUCAAGGAAACAAGAAGUGUCUUUGA